AUGGCGAAGCUGCAGAAAUUCAAGAUCUUCGCAACACAAUGCGGUGCGGAAAAGAGUCCAACGUUAAGCCCAAGGACAAGCCCGCUGGUUCAGCUUCCGAGGCCCAAAACAACGCUGCGGAGUUUGCUUGGGCUGAGCCUGACUCGACCGCCGCGCCGACAGGGACACGUGGCGGUGUUGGAGAAGAAAGAGAAGGAUUCGAUGCGGAGACACUCGUUGAAGGAUCUGUUUGUGUCGUCGCCGCCGCGAGAGGAGGAAGCGGAAGAAGGUGCUGGUUCUCUGAUGUUGGGAAAGGGUCUUUUCCGGUCUGAUAGUUGGAGGGUUGGACCGGGUUUGAGUAACCCGGUUUUAACCGGUUUUCGUUGUAGGUCGUUGCUGAAAAGGAAGGCUUGGCGUCCUAUGCUGCUUACUAUUGCUGAACAGUGA
Molecule: messenger RNA, 426 nt
Organism: Vicia faba (fava bean)
Lineage: Eukaryota; Viridiplantae; Streptophyta; Magnoliopsida; Fabales; Fabaceae
Source: the annotation of a GenBank genome assembly